Messenger RNA from Dictyostelium purpureum, 1767 nucleotides. RefSeq lists its product as uncharacterized. NCBI's taxonomy places the organism in Eukaryota, Evosea, Eumycetozoa, Dictyosteliales, Dictyosteliaceae. The record is from RefSeq and is a predicted model, not a curated record. The coding region runs from base 1 to 1767 and encodes 588 amino acids. The transcript has a single exon.
AUGGAUCAUCAUAAUGAUACAUUAUUUUUUAAACUUUGGAAAAAUAAAUAUAUAAAUAGAAUAAUUUUUAAUCAUUUAAAGCUUUUUAAUAUAUUUUAUCAAUGGAGGCAAUUCAGCUCUUUACAAUCAUUAAUUGAAUUUAAAUAUAAAUAUUAUUUAAAUGAAAUCGAUAUAAAUUUUAGUGUUGACCAUCAAGAUUGCUUAGAAUCGAUAUUACCAACAAACAUCACAAAAAUCUCAAAUACAGACUAUUCCUCAAAUUUCAAUUUAAAAUCAAUACCACCAUUUAUAGAAUCACUUUACAUUACACAAAAUGACAUACCAAUAUUUAAAUUACUAAAUAAAUCAUCAAUCAAAUAUUUAACAAUAGUGUAUAGUAGUAAAAAAAAAACCAGUUACCUUAAUGGUAAUGAAGGAUUAAUAGAAAUUGUAAAAGACUCGUUACCAGAUACAUUAAUAGAAUUAACAUUAAUUAGAUACCCAUUCAAAAUUAAAAAAGACACUAUAAAUAAUACAUCAUUGAAAAAGCUAGUAGUAGAUGGAUAUUGUGAAGUCGAGCUGCAAUCACUACCGGAAUCAUUAGAAAAUCUAAAAUUGGGUGAUGACCAAUCGAAUCCAAUCAAGCUAGAGCCAGAUUUAUUUCCAAACAAUUUAAAAGAGCUCUCUCUAUAUUGCAAUCCUUAUGUAAGAUAUGUAAUACCCGAUAACUUUGAAUUCCCAGAUCAACUUGUGCGUCUUGAAAUCACAUGCGAUGAUAGCAGUACUAUUGCAGCAAUUCCACCAAACUUACAGUCAAUUGAAAUCGAAUCGAAAAAACUAAAUCAAAGCAUGCUACUAACAAAAUUAAAAUCAAGAAACAUCAAAUCUUUAACUCUUAACACAAGAGAGAUACUUGACAUAAAUGGAAAAUCAAUUUUACCAAAUUCACUAGAGUAUCUAAAUUUCAAGUAUAUGGGAAGUUUGAAUUACAACCAGCAAUUACUUUUAAAUCAUCUGCCACCCACCUUGAAGCAUCUUUGUUUCGAUUUAAAUUCAAAUUUUACAACAUCCACAUACGGCUUUAACAAUGGCGGAUAUCCCCUAAUAAAAAACGAAAUGGUAUUCCCAUCAUCGUUAACUUAUAUUAACUUUGGUGACUCUUUCAAUACCUCCAUUGGUGUUGGUGUGCUUCCAUCAGGACUUAAAAGGCUAAUCUUGGGGGAAAUAUUCAAUAAAGAAAUUAUUCAAGAUUCUAUACCUUAUAAUUUAGAGCUUUUAAAAAUUAGAAACAGAUACUACGAUAAAACAAUCAAGCUCAAUAACCCAUACACUCUGGUGGAUUCCUCAAAAUACUAUAGACAAUUCGAAAAAGAUACAGAAGGACUUAGAACAUUUAAAGUACCAUCAGAUUACACCAGAUCCCUGGAAUUACUCUUUCUAUCCAAUAAAGUCAAUUUAGAGUAUUUAGAUAUGAGCAGCUUUGUUUAUAAUGAAACUUUUGUCCCAGGAAGAGAUAUACCACUCAAUAACAACAUCAAAACUUUGGCUCUAUGCUAUCCAUUCUCUGACACCAUUGACCUUGAAGUCUUUCAAAAUUUAGAACAUUUAAUUAUAAAUGAUGCACAAGCAAAAAUUGUAACAUCAACCUAUGACCAAUAUCAUAAUGAAAAUAACAAAAAACAAGAUUAUAAUUUUUAUAAAUUAAAAAAAAUUACAACUUUAUCAACAAAUUCAAUAUUUUUAGAUCAACUAGAUGAAAUAUUUUAUCAAUUUAUAAAGUUAAUUUAA